AUGCGUACGACCAUCGCCGCCAUUGCGACCUUCCUCACCAUUCCUUUCGCCUUUGCUAUUCCUCAACCCUCUUCCACCAGUGUAGCCAGCGGCAUAAUAACCGCACCCAGUAGCUACUACCUCAAAACUCGUGUCGUUGGUCAUAGUCACAACGAUAAGGAUAACCCUUACGUCAGCAAAUAUCACGCCGGUGCUGGCACGGCCGACUUGACACUCCAAUCAAUCGACUUUGCCUCCCCCGCCUUCUUCAACAGCGGUUAUCAGGUAUUCAACCUCGACCCUCCCGGACCUUUCGGCAUCAUAAUGAGCGACUAUGACAAUGGCGGGACUGGAUGGAACCUUGUGACCACUGCCCCCGGUUACGGGGAUGUUGGAUUCUUCUUUGAUGCCACCGGGUUGCAAUAUGAAUUCCAAGAGAUCGGAUUUGCGGGAUGGCUUGCAUGUGACUGCUGGCAUGGAGCUCCCCAGCUGUUCUGGCAGUACGCCUAUCUACCGGAAACGCUGCCGAGUACUUGCGCAGAGGUCGAGCUAUUGCCGGUUGCUAUCUAG
Letharia columbiana is the source of this 549-nucleotide messenger RNA. RefSeq lists its product as uncharacterized. The coding region runs from base 1 to 549 and encodes 182 amino acids. The transcript has 4 exons. NCBI's taxonomy places the organism in Eukaryota, Fungi, Ascomycota, Lecanoromycetes, Lecanorales, Parmeliaceae. The record is from RefSeq and is a predicted model, not a curated record.